Leucoraja erinaceus (little skate) is the source of this 1462-nucleotide messenger RNA. RefSeq names its product POU domain, class 3, transcription factor 4-like. The record is from RefSeq and is a predicted model, not a curated record. Gene Ontology annotation, cellular component: nucleus. Gene Ontology annotation, molecular function: DNA-binding transcription factor activity, RNA polymerase II-specific; RNA polymerase II cis-regulatory region sequence-specific DNA binding. Gene Ontology annotation, biological process: brain development; regulation of transcription by RNA polymerase II. NCBI's taxonomy places the organism in Eukaryota, Metazoa, Chordata, Chondrichthyes, Rajiformes, Rajidae.
CCCACCUCUAUGGCGGAGAUUGGUCGGCGUCGUGCUGACGCCAAAGUCUUGAGGCUUGCAGGAACGUCGGCGUGAGUUGUAAUUGGUCCUGGGAGGUGUCUCUCAGUGACCUCCCUGGCGGCAUGCUUCACCUCAGCUUUGUUAUCAAAGAGUGAAGCCGAAGGCAGGGUUAUUAUUACUGAGGGACCGGCGCAGCCAUGGCCACGGCCGCUUCCAACCUCUACAUGCCGAGCGCCAGCAUCCUCGCGUCCAAUUCCAUCGUUGCCACCGACUCUCAGGGCAUGCAGCAAGCGGGGACCUUCCGUGCCCACCAGAAACUCAUCCAAAGUGAUUAUCUCCAGGGGUUGCCCACCAACGGGCUCCCGCUCUCGCAUCAGUGGGUCACGUCGCUGCCAGAAGGUAGUCCGUGGACCACCACCACCAUCUCGGCUUCUCCCCUAGGCCAACAGGACGUGAAACCCGGCCGCGACGACCUCCACGUCGGGGUGACCAUGCACCACCGGUCUCCGCACAUCGCCCACCACUCGCCCCACGCCAACCACCCCGGCGCUUGGGGCACGGCGGCGGCUCACAACCCGUCCAUCAGCUCUGCCGGGCAACCCCUCAACAUCUACAGCCAGCCAGCCUUCACGGUCAACGGGAUGCUGGAUCAGGUCGGUCCGCUACCGCCGCCGCCGCCCGGCCAGUCCAUGCACCCGGGUUUACGGGACAGCGCCGAGCACGGGGACUUGAGCCAGCACCAUUGUCACGACCAGUCGGACGAGGAGACCCCCACGUCCGACGAGCUGGAACAAUUCGCCAAACUGUUCAAACAGAGGAGGAUUAAACUGGGCUUCACCCAGGCAGACGUGGGACUGGCGUUGGGAACUUUGUAUGGAAAUGUCUUCUCUCAGACCACCAUCUGCAGGUUCGAAGCGCUGCAACUCAGCUUCAAGAACAUGUGCAAACUCAAACCCUUGCUGAACAAGUGGCUGGAGGAAGCAGACUCCACCACUGGCAGCCCGACCAGCAUCGACAAAAUCGCCGCUCAGGGCAGGAAGCGAAAGAAACGGACGUCGAUAGAGGUGAGUGUGAAAGGGGCGCUGGAAACACACUUUCUCAAAUGUCCCAAACCCGCUGCCCAGGAGAUCUCCGGCCUGGCCGACAGCUUGCAGUUGGAGAAAGAAGUUGUCCGCGUCUGGUUCUGUAACAGAAGGCAGAAGGAGAAGCGCAUGACCCCGCCCGGCAUCCACCAACAGGACGAGGUGUUCUCACACAAUGUUGACACAGACACGCCGUCUCAUCACGAUCUCUAACCAGGAGCCGUGGAACUCACCGGGAAGGAGAGACCUUCACCCCAACCACCCCCCCCCCCCCCCCCCCCCCCUCCUCCUCCUCCUUCUUAAAUUAUAUAUUUGACUGGCACGCCGAGAGAGGAGGCGGAGGAAGGAGGGGGGGGGGGGGGGGGGGGGGGGGGGAGAGA